CUGGCUGGGCCCUGCGGAGCGGGAGGGAAGGAGCGAAGGAGCGAUCGGAGCGGCCGUCGCCCGAGGCGAGCCGCGCAGCCGGUCCGCCCGCCCGCUCGCGCUCCAGUCGCCGUGUCUAGCAGCGGGGCCCAGCAUGGUCAUGGCGGAUGGCCCGAGGCACUUGCAGCGCGGGCCGGUCCGGGUGGGGUUCUACGACAUCGAGGGCACGCUGGGCAAGGGCAACUUCGCGGUGGUAAAGCUGGGGCGGCACCGGAUCACCAAGACGGAGGUGGCGAUAAAAAUAAUAGAUAAGUCUCAGCUGGAUGCAGUGAACCUUGAGAAAAUCUAUCGAGAAGUACAAAUAAUGAAAAUGUUAGACCACCCUCACAUCAUCAAACUUUAUCAGGUAAUGGAGACCAAGAGUAUGUUGUACCUUGUGACAGAAUAUGCCAAAAAUGGAGAAAUUUUUGACUAUCUUGCUAAUCAUGGCCGGUUAAAUGAGUCUGAAGCCAGGCGAAAAUUCUGGCAAAUUCUGUCUGCUGUUGAUUAUUGUCAUGGUCGGAAGAUUGUGCACCGUGACCUCAAGGCUGAAAAUCUCCUGCUGGAUAACAACAUGAAUAUCAAAAUAGCAGAUUUCGGUUUUGGAAAUUUCUUUAAAAGUGGUGAACUGCUGGCAACAUGGUGUGGCAGCCCCCCUUAUGCAGCCCCAGAAGUCUUUGAAGGGCAGCAGUAUGAAGGACCACAGCUGGAUAUUUGGAGCAUGGGAGUUGUUUUGUACGUCCUGGUCUGUGGAGCUCUGCCUUUUGAUGGACCAACUCUUCCAAUUUUGAGGCAGAGAGUUUUGGAAGGAAGAUUCCGGAUUCCAUAUUUCAUGUCAGAAGAUUGUGAGCACCUUAUUCGAAGGAUGUUGGUCCUAGAUCCGUCCAAACGACUAACCAUAGCUCAAAUCAAGGAGCAUAAGUGGAUGCUUAUAGAAGUUCCUAUACAGAGACCUAUUCUCUAUCCACAAGAACAAGAAAACGAGCCAUCUAUUGGGGAGUUUAAUGAACAGGUCCUGCGAUUGAUGCACAGUCUCGGAAUAGAUCAACAGAAAACUGUUGAGUCUUUGCAGAACAAGAGCUAUAACCACUUUGCUGCCAUUUAUUUCUUGUUGGUGGAGCGCCUGAAAUCACAUAGAAGCAGUUUUCCUGUGGAGCAGAGACUAGAUGGCCGACAGCGUCGGCCUAGCACCAUUGCUGAACAAACAGUUGCCAAGGCACAAACUGUGGGACUCCCAGUGACCAUGCAUUCCCCAAACGUGAGGCUGAUGCGAUCUGCCCUCCUCCCACAGACAUCCAACGUGGAGGCCUUUUCAUUUCCAGCUUCUGGCUGUCAGGCGGAAGCUGCAUUUAUGGAAGAAGAGUGUGUCGACACUCCAAAGGUAAAUGGCUGUCUGCUUGACCCUGUGCCUCCUAUCCUGAUGAGGAAAGGAUGCCAGUCACUGCCCAGCAACAUGAUGGAGACCUCCAUUGACGAAGGGUUGGAGACAGAAGGAGAGACUGAGGAGGACCCCAGUCAUGCCUUUGAAGCUUUUCAGUCCACGCGCAGUGGGCAGAGACGGCACACUCUGUCAGAAGUGACCAACCAACUGGUCGUGAUGCCUGGGGCAGGUAAAAUUUUCUCCAUGAGUGACAACCCCUCCCUUGAUAGUGUGGACUCAGAGUAUGAUAUGGGGUCUGCUCAGAGAGACCUGAAUUUUCUGGAGGACAACCCUUCCCUUAAGGACAUCAUGUUAGCCAAUCAACCGUCACCCCGCAUGACAUCUCCUUUCAUAAGCCUGAGGCCUACCAACCCAGCCAUGCAGGCUCUGAGUUCCCAGAAACGAGAGGCCCACAACAGAUCACCAGUGAGCUUCAGAGAGGGCCGCAGGGCAUCUGAUACCUCCCUCACCCAAGGAAUUGUAGCAUUUAGACAACAUCUUCAGAAUCUGGCUAGAACCAAAGGAAUUCUGGAGUUGAACAAAGUGCAGUUGCUUUAUGAACAGAUGGGACCAGAGGCAGACCCUAAUUUGACAUCAGCUGCCCCUCAGCUCCAAGACCUCGACAGCAGUUGCCCUCAGGAGGAAGUUUCCCAGCAGCAGGAAAGUGUCUCCACUCUGCCUACCAGUGUGCAUCCUCAACUUUCCCAGCGGCAGAGUCUAGAAACCCAGUACCUACAGCAUAGACUCCAGAAGCCUAGCCUUCUGUCAAAGGCGCAGAAUACCUGUCAGCUUUAUUGUAAAGAACCACCACGGAGCCUUGAGCAGCAGCUGCAAGAACACAGGCUCCAACAGAAGCGACUCUUUCUCCAGAAGCAGUCUCAGCUCCAGGCGUAUUUUAAUCAGAUGCAGAUAGCAGAGAGCUCCUACCCUCAGCCAAGUCAGCAGCUGCCCCUUCCCCACCAGGAGACUCCACCGCCAACCCAACAGCCCCCACCCUUCAGCCUGACCCAGCCCCUGAGCCCUGUCCUGGAGCCUUCUUCUGAGCAAAUACAAUACAGCCCUUUCCUCAGCCAGUACCAGGAGAUGCAGCUGCAGCCUCUGCCCUCCACGCCUGGCCCCCGGGCUCCUCCUCCAUUGCCCACACAGCUGCAACAGCAGCAGCCACCGCCUCCGCCACCUCCUCCACCACCACAACAGCCUGGAGCUGCUCCAGCCCCCUUGCAGUUCUCCUAUCAGACUUGUGAGCUGUCAAGUGCCACUUCCUCUGCGCCAGACUAUCCCACUUCCUGUCAGUAUCCCGUGGAUGGAGACCAGCAGAAUGGCCUCACAGGUCCGGACUGUCCCAGGAGCUCAGGACUGCAAGAGGCGCCCUCCAGCUAUGACCCGCUAGCCCUCUCUGAGUUACCUGGACUCUUUGAUUGUGAAAUGCUAGAUGCGGUGGAUCCACAACACAAUGGGUAUGUCCUGGUGAAUUAAUCUCAGCACAGGAAGUGAGGUGGAUCUAGUAAAGGCAGACUGUGUAUUUUUAUUUUUAUUCCAGCCUUUUAAAUUUAAAGCUUAUUUUCUUGUCCUCUUCCUAAUGGGGAAAAAUCAAGUCGCCCAACUGGAAUCAGAGGACUUGGCUGGGAUGGAUGUGCUUCCUCCUGGCUCUGUCCCACCACAAAGUUUUCUGUGGCAAAUGCAGGCUGAAGCUCAUGUCCUUAGGUGAAGUGAAGCCAGCACUUGAGGGAGGCACCAACAAAUGUUUUUUAUAAGACAACAACAUUCAGACCUGGGUUUUAUGCAAAAUUAUACCAGUUCAUUAUUGAGGGAAACCUUGGUGAAAGCAGGAACAAUGUGUGCUGUUGCGUAGGAAUGCGUGUGCGUGCACGUGUGUAUAGGGCAAAACAAAAAUACAAUAUAUUUUUCACUGAAGUCAGGCAACAGCAUUGCUUCAAGGCAAAUCAAGAAUACAUAAUGGAAUUUGAUGCACAGGAGUAAAGUUGUACUUUGUCAUUGAAUCCUAACUUCUCAGCUGCUGAUGCAGGUUGUUCCCAAGACUUGAAAAGCAGUGGAGCAUGAGCUGUUUCAGGGCCCACUAAGUAACAGCUGGUACUGACCCCUGACACCUGCAGUUGUCUCCACCUGGGAGAAGGCGACACACCUCUUCAGAAGGUGCCACUAGGUUACCAUGUGUCAGAAUAUACUCAGGGCUCCAAAGAUGUCACCCAUAGAACCAACAGGAGACCCACCACAGUGGAGGCUGGGGGCAAGAAACUGGAGAAAGUAUCAGGAGCACCAGCCCUGGGCCAGGAGACAGGCUCUUUCUGCACGGUCUCUUGAGGAGACUUCAGGCUGGGGCAUUUGGUCUCCAGAGGACCUCUCAGGUCUUCUACAGUGUAGUAACUCCUUUGACUUUACACUCUAUGUUGCUAGUAGUUUAUUGAGCUUUGUAUAUUUCGACAGUUUCAUAUAGGGCUUAGAAAUUUUAAGGACACAAAAAAAUGAACUUUUAUGUCCCAUGUGAAGUGGUAGUGCUGUGCCUUUUCCCCACCAUGCUUUAAUUCUUUCUUUUCUAUAGAAAUCAAGUUUUCCAUUAAUGUCAAUGCUAAAUCCAAAGUCACUUCAGUUUAUUUUCCACCAUGUGGGAAUCUGCAUUCUUAAUUUCCUUAAAGUUUUGACUUGUAAUGCAAUGUUCAAAAGUAUUACAGCAAUACUCAAAACAACACAGAUGUGUUAACCAUUUAAGCAGAUCAUCUGCCAAACAUGUUAUAUUACUAGAAAAAUUGAACCCUUACAAUCAUUCAUCACAAUAAGUGAAAAAUAGAUGCUACAUUAGUUAACUGUAUACCUAGAAGUAAUGAGUAAUCUGUCAAUUUAGACAGUGACCUCCAGGUGUUACAAAUUCAGUAUUAUUUACAAAAACCAUAAUUUCUGUCCUUUAGAGUGGCUUGUCCUAUCAGCAGAUGAAAGCGUUAAGCACAAAGCGUCUUCCUUAAAGCACAAAGAGAGACGCCACACUGACACUGCAUCUAGAAACACCUUUAAGUUGCCUUUCCUCUUUGUAGUAAGUGUCCAGGCAGGGAAAGGAAGCAUGCAAGUGGAGGAGAUUGUUCUGGACCCAGCCCAGCCCCUGCCAGUGCUGGUGAAUUUAGCAGUCCUUGAAAGUGGCCAGGGACUGGUAGGCAUAGGGGCUCCCCAUUGAUGCCAGGCUGCUUCACAAAGGAACUCUGCUUGGAUUGGGACUCUGGGUAUCAGCAGGAAAGUGGGAGGGGGGAGACUUGUCAUUUUUGUGAUUUAAUAACACAAUGAAAAUCCAGGAAGAGUGAAUUAUGCUCCUUUUAUGGGUUGUUUAUUCCUGCUUGUGCUUAAUAUGGAUUUCUUGAGAUAGAAAAUAUUAUUUCUUUUCAUCAUUUCAUGAAGAUCUAUUUUAAGUCUUUGCAAAAUAAGUCAAUUACUGGGGCUGGAAUAGCUCAGUGGUAUAGAGUGUUUACCCAGCAUGCACAAGGUCCUGGGUUCAAUCCCCAGCACCACAAAAAUAAAAAAAAAUUAGACAACAAUAAUUUUUAAAAAGCCAGUUAUUAAACAGGGAUUGAUUUGUUUAGACUGAAGGAGGAUGUUUUCCUCAAAAUACUACAGAAGUGUUUUGAUGUCAUCGAAAUUAAAAUGCCUCCCAGCAUCUUAAUGAAACUGGGGGCCACUCAUUUCAGGACUGCAGGAAUGGCACAGUUACAGCUUGGCAUAGACUCCUGUCCCCAAACAGGGCUGUGAGCCACUUAGCCCAAGAGACCUAGGAGCUAUGUCAGGACAGUUACAUGACAACAUGAGGGACUGCGCCGGAGAGGCUGUUGGAAGGUUACAGGACCAAAAGAUAAGUGGGGAAGCACCAGCAGUGGCCAGGCCUGUUAGGCACUUACAGGGCGAUGAUAUGGACAAGUCACCUGUGAAGAGCACAACCCUCCUGCUGGAACCUCUGUUGUAAGCGUCUGUUUGCCUCUGUCACUGAUUCCCAGCAGAAAUCAAUAAAUUCCACAGCCCAUGUAUUUCCUGAAAUGUAGUGGUAAGCAGAGACUGUUUCUGUUGACCUGUUAGGUGUUUGCUAUCUGUCGCCUGAAUGGCUCUGUUCCUUAACUAGUGACCUGUGGAAGCUUCUGCGAGUUUUCCCUUCACAAAUACUGCAGUAACACUAAGAAGGCUUAGGACCGCUCCUGAAGUACUGACUUGCUUGCCGGUCUGUCUCACAUCAGCAGUGUGUACACUACUGUGUAAUAAUCAUUAUUAGCUUUAUUAGCUUGUAAACCAGACUUCUCUGAAGAGAAUUUGGUAAGAUGAACAUGAGGUAAAAAUUUCAUUCAGCAAAAAGUGCAAUACGUGUGGUACUUUUUUAUUUUUUGUUUAUGAUCUCUUUAAUCCAGGGGUAUUAGUCUCUGCUUUGAGGAAAAUGCACUAGUUCAGCAGUUUCCAGUUGGGCGAAUGUGUCUCUAGUAUUUACAUGCAACUGACAUGCUGGUCCCUGUAAGUCAAAUAGAGCAUGUUAAUAUAAGAGAAAGAGGAGGGGGAAAACACUUAAAAUUCCUCAGGAGCUCCACUGACCAGCCCCAGCUCCACCACCACCACCUCUACUCUGGCCUACACUGCCCUCCUACUACCUUGGGAUCAGGAAAGGGGACUGUUCUCUACACCACCUUCCAGAAUCCACUGAAGGGGACAACAGAGAAACACCAGGAGGACUAGAGAUGAAACUGAAUUACUGUUGAAGUGACAGGAGCAAAACCCCUUCCUGUCAGACUUUUGUCCCCUAGGAAAGAAAAAAAUCCUUCCUCAGAAAUCAAGAAUUCCCAAGUGUUUAAAUCAUGUCCUGGUGUUGGGGAGGCAGGACUGAAGUCAGCCCUUGCCUUUUGUGCUUUGUUCUGACUCGAGUGAUGGGGGCUCUGCACUGUUACGGGGAGCCCCCAUGGAGUAAUGCCCUCCACCCUGCCCUGACCUCUUCCUCCUCCCCCCUUGCACUGGGUGUUGUUCUACCUAAGGCAGGGAACUCAUGAAGACCUCUGCCUAGUUGUUAGAAUUGGGAAGGAGAACAUGUUCGCAGCUGGAGAGUGAUUAGGUGAUAAGCCAGAAGCUACGGCAAGGUGAAAAAUAGCAGCUUCCAGUGGCAGUUGGCCAUGCCCACACACAUGCCAGGUAUGAGAGCAUGAGAACAGCCUUUGAUUAGGAGUGGACUGCUCAGCACCCAGGACACAGUAGGUGCUGCCUCCUUUGCGGGGUUCUCCAACCUCUGGGCAAGCCCCAGUUUCUGAAGUGUAUUGGGAUCAGCUUUUUCUGUUCUGGAUUACACUUAAAAACCUAUAUAAGCUCCCUAUAUUGGUUUAAAGAAAAUUAAUUUUUAGGUAACAUUUUCACAUUCCUCCCCCUUUAGAGACAAUACAUAGUGUCACUUGACAACAUUGGUCCCAGUGAGCAGCUGCGGAAUCCCUGUGCCGGGACUGACCUUUGCUGCAUUUGUACCCCACACUGGGCUGCCUCUACUGCCUCCUCGGAAGCCACCCAAGCCGCUCGGUCUCUUUGUGCCUAGACAUCAAAGGUAAAAACUGGAGAACAGGUAGUAAGUUGGAGUCAUGUACAGGCAGGGAUAUUUGAUCAUUUUGUUGCUUCUGGAAAAUUUUUUUACAGAACUUAUUAUCUUCAGAGUGAAUUUGUGGAAGACAAAAGCAGUAUCACCUAUCUGCCUCUGUUUUUAAACUGGACAAAACAUUUUAAAAAGUAUAUUUAUAUAUAUAUAUCCCUUAAGCUUCUAUAGUCUGUCCUCCCCGGCCUGUGACACAGGCAAAUGACUUUGAGACUCCAGAGCUUUUUUUGUCUGCCCUCAAAGGUGGCUGGGUGGACAAGGCAGUGGCCUUUCAGGGCCCCUUUGGCCCUAGAGUCUCUGGUCUUCAAUACCCUCUCACAUAUUUGUUCUACUGGGUUUUUUCCAAUUAAGUAAACCUGGCUGACUUCUAACAGACUCCCAGCCAUCCUAGUUGCACCACCAUCUUAUGUUCACAUAUUAUCUGGGUGGAUUUCAACACAUUUGGCAGAUGGGACAUAUACUGUUGCAUAUAUUGAGACAGGGAGCAGCACUGCUGCCCAGGGACAAUCAGUGAUAGUUUUGAUGAUCCCUCCCCAAAUAUUCAGUUUGCCUGUCCAAAAGGAGCACUCACUUCUAUUUUUAACUUACCAAGCAUUUUCAAGUCAUCUCUUAUAAUCCUCACAACAAUUCUAUGAAAUUGGUUGGGGAGGUACUGUCCCAGCUGAGGAAACCAAAGCUCUCUGAGUGUGUACGUGACUUAUCUGAGGUCACAGAACUCUAGUUAAAAGUGGAGGAGCCAGUACAUGCACUUGCUUCUCGAAGGCUUCUCUUUCCCCUCAGUAGUACCUGAUUAUUUUUAUAAGCAAACAGCUAUAUAAACCCAAUGUGGCCAAGCACCGGGUGAACGUAACAUUGUCCCCACAGCUGCACUCUCCACUGGGCAGCUGCCUGGCUUUGGGAGAGAGGUGCCCUUCAGCAGCUGUCCAGGUGCCCUGCAUUGGUCCAGGCUGAGGUAGACAAAACCCACAAACUGACCAUCCCCUCAGUGCCCAUUAAACUACAGAAUUUUAGGGUCACAUCAAAGACCCUACCUUUUCCAAGUUACACACACACAGUGAUUCCCUGUGGAAGCAUAUGAUGGAAGGACACACCCUUGAUUGCCAAGGGGCCAAGUUGCAGGGCAUCAGCCCACCACUGCUGCAGGUCACUCAUUCAAACCCAGGGAAGGGGGCUACUCAAGAGAAGAAUCACAAACUCCACUGUUACCUGAAGAAGGGCGUAAGGUUCUUUACAGUGAAAUCUAGUCAAUUUGUGCUUAUUAGACACUUUUAGGAUUAAAAAACAGUAACAUGCUUUGAAUGAAUACUUUGACUUUUCAGAGCCAAAGAGGGUGGGUAACAGGGAGCUUUAAAAAUAGAAUUACAAAACAACAUCCUGGAAAAAUAUGACCCCAGAUGGAAAAAUGUUACAUUAGCAAAUACAGAUAGCUGGGACUUGCCGCUGGCUGGGUGAUGCCUCUCUUUCAAGAUUUGCUAAGACAAGAGAAUUCAAGUGGUACCUUCCCUCUACUGAGGGUGAAAGAAAUCUGCCUUCACCAAAAUCUCUGAAGGGGAAAGAAGCAGAGAGAAAACAGAGGUUGACUUCUCUUUAGGGACUGCAAUUUAAGAAAUAAAAGUAAUAGAAGUAUUUGCACUUUCUAGAAAGGGCAAGAUUAUUUGCUUAUUUCUGAAGGGAGAAGGGUGGUCUUGAUGGAUGUGUGGUCUGUGAAAGAAUUACUUUUGAUAAAGUUAAUUGUAGUUAUUUUUUCCGUGUGCUGUUUUUUAAUUACUAAGAAAAUUUGGUGAGUUCAAUAGCUUUGGUAUUUUGAGUGCAAAUCAUAAUAGCUCCAAUGUGAAAAAAAAUCAAAGUGUAACAUGUCAAUGUUAGAAAAUUGCCUAAAAUGCAGUUUAAUAAAUGAUCUUUGUACCAAACGGUAAUUUAAAUGGGGUAAUUUUCUGCAAGGAAAAUGUACUGUUUUUAUGUUUCCAACCCUCUUGAAUUAAAAUAAAAACAACUUGUUUUCUAA
Marmota monax (woodchuck) is the source of this 9048-nucleotide messenger RNA. RefSeq names its product salt inducible kinase 2 (gene Sik2). The record is from RefSeq and is a predicted model, not a curated record. The coding region runs from base 134 to 2914 and encodes 926 amino acids. NCBI's taxonomy places the organism in Eukaryota, Metazoa, Chordata, Mammalia, Rodentia, Sciuridae. Gene Ontology annotation, cellular component: cytoplasm. The transcript has 15 exons. Gene Ontology annotation, biological process: intracellular signal transduction; microtubule cytoskeleton organization; protein phosphorylation. Gene Ontology annotation, molecular function: protein serine/threonine kinase activity; magnesium ion binding; ATP binding.